UUCCCAUGGCGAAGCUGACCGGCCUGAGAUUGGAGUUGCCAUAGAAAGGCACACUUGUUCCCCUUGCCUGACUAAUAAAAUGUUAAUGACGUGUGGUGUUUUGCUGUGACAUGACUGUGCCCGGGCACCACUGACACUUGGUACAUUCUCCUCACACACUCAUAUAUGACCCUUUCUCACUGGCUUCAUUUCUAUGGAUUCCACAACUGACCAGGGCUGCUGGGGCUUCUUCCUUGGACUAAAGGCAUACAGAAGAAAGAAACAAGAGAUGGCAAAUCUCUUAGAGAAUUUUGCUGCCCAUCACUCAAUGACGGCUGGGGCAAAGAAGAAGGCUGACCACCAAGAUACUUCAGUGUCGCAGGACAGUGGCUACAGUGACUCUCUAAAGGGAUUCAGCCCAGACUCUCAUAAAAGUGGUAAUUUCUUGGAAACCGUGACAGAAGGGUAUGAAAAUUCAGAAAAUAUAGAUCCCACCUUGAUACUGUCUCCAAUAAAAUAUGAACUCUCUUGGGGAGCAGACACAAGGGAAUCCAAGCAGCUUGCUCCACUUUAUGAAACCCCUCGAGUUGGGAAGAAGGAAUUCUCACUUCGCAGAAGGCUGCUCAUUUCUAAAGCUACCUCGGGAGGAAAUUUAGAUUUUGAUGUGUCUGUGUGUUCAGCAGAAAGUUGUGGCCGGGAAAAGUCCCUUCGGCGUAUACCAAGUCAUGAGGGAAGCCUUUCCAAUAGCUUUGCAGAUUCCCCAAGAGACGGCAGCUAUGAGCCAAUAGCCACCAGCACUUUAAAGACAGAGUCUGAAUCUGGAACAUCUUGCAAAAAAUGGAGACUAUCUUUUGCUCAGCAGAGGAGUUCCACCUUGGAUGAUUCUAAAAGUGACAGUAUUCCUUUACCAGAAGUGGAAAAUAUAUCUCCGGUUCAGCAUUCAUUGGCUAGUUCAACUGAUGACAGUAUACUGUAUGAAGAGACGAUAUUCGGAGCACCAACAACCCCAACUUGUAAUUUUAUUGUCAAAGAAGAGUUCCAGACUCCUAUUAGUAACCUUGCAGCAAAUUUUAGAUUUAAUUUAUGCACUCCCGAUGUUGGCCAUGUCAGUGACUUUGAUAUCUCUGUAACUGAGGACAGCGCAUUUCACUCUCUUAGCCUGGAUAAGUCACAAGAUUCCAUCACUGAUCACGAGGGUUCUUUUCAAGAACUAAUUCAAAAACCCAGAGAAACCUCCAAAGCCGUUAACAAUAAAAGUCGCCUCCGCAAAUUAGAUCGGUGUAGGAGACUAUCCACCCUUCGAGAGCGUGGAUCUCAGUCCGAAGUAGAGGAAGAAGGAAAUGAGGUUCCUGUGCUAAGUUCUGCUUAUAAGUUAAAGGUUGCAAGAGCGUCGGUCGAUGAAGAAAAUGAAUUCAGCUCAGAUGAAAGCAGAGUCCAUUCUCUCUUAAGCAGCGAUGACUUAACAGGAAAACCUGCUCUCCGUGUUCUCCAUGAAAUGCUGUUAAGAAGCACACGGAAAAGGCCCCAACAGGCCACCGUGCAGGAUCUCCUGGGUAGUUCGGGUUGUUUUGAAUUACCAGAGGAUUCUCUUUCAAGACUUAUUGGUAGGAAAAUGGGUUUGGAGACAUUUGAUAUUUUAGCUGAGCUGAAAAACAGAAAUUUAAAGCAUAUACUUGCAUCAAUUUUGGACCUCGUGAACGCUGCAAGUAUUUGCAGUAUGUGUAGAGUUAGCAGAGAUUGGCGUGAUGUUGUUCUCCAAGAUAAGAGUGCACAUCAGAGAAGGAAAGCAUACAUAAAAAAACUGAAAACUGAAGCUGAGCAAGGACGGCAGCUAUCCUUUGAAGACUCUGCAACCAGACUAAAUAUUUUAAGUCGAUCAGCUCUAAGAUCUGUCCAGAUUCAAGCUAGGAGUGCAUUUCGGACACCGACCUCCUCCUUGACUCCAGGAGAUAACAAAUCCAUCCAUUCAGCAAGCAAACACCAAGAAUAUCUUAAGGUUGCCAAAACUCUGUUUACGGAUGAAGCUUUAAAACCAUGUCCACGGUGCCAGUACCCUGCAAAAUAUCAAGCACUAAAGAAAAGAGGGACUUGCAGCAGAAAAGACUGUGGCUUUGAUUUCUGCAGCCUCUGUCUGUGCACUUUCCAUGGCUCAAAGGAAUGCGGCACUGGAUCAGCAAAGAGGAUCCCUAAAAAAGAGGCGCUUCCUGGAAGUGCCCAAAGCAAAAGGAAUUUGAAGAGACUUUGAAGCUAGUCUUCCUGCCAGAUACCCAUUUUAUUUAUAUAUAUAUAUAUAUAUAUUUAUUUUUUAGGGGUUUAUGGGUGGGGCUUUGGGGGUGUGUAUGAUCCGAAGCUUUAUAAAUGUAGAUUCUGUGGUUUGUUUAAAGAUUGCAGUACACUCGCAUAUUUAAACACUUUGGUGCAAUUUAGGGUGAAAAUAAAAUUUGGAAUGCAAUGUACACUUUGCAACCAUAGCACUUAAUGCCAGUAUCUUGCACCUGAUGUUUGUGUAUUUGUGACUGAGCUGUGAUGUUUGAAAUGUCCCACAGAUUUUAUGUGUAUAUACAUUCAUUUGUUCAAUGUUGCCAUGUCUCUUGCUUGUUUUAGAUUUUUCUUUUAUAACAUGAUGAAGUAUGUCGUCUACCUAUUUAGCUGCAUUUUUAAUAAAAUAUUUUAGAAUAAA
Xenopus laevis (African clawed frog) is the source of this 2659-nucleotide messenger RNA. RefSeq names its product F-box protein 43 L homeolog (gene fbxo43.L). Gene Ontology annotation, biological process: regulation of mitotic nuclear division; negative regulation of meiotic nuclear division; protein ubiquitination. Bases 194 to 2224 code for a protein of 676 amino acids. Lineage: Eukaryota; Metazoa; Chordata; Amphibia; Anura; Pipidae. Gene Ontology annotation, molecular function: zinc ion binding. The transcript is spliced from 5 exons. Gene Ontology annotation, cellular component: nucleus. The record is from RefSeq and is a predicted model, not a curated record.